AUGCCACCCAUCGACUUUGACCGCUUCGAGACGGCCUCGCGCCGAUCGACGGUGUACAGUGCCAAGGGUGUGGUCUGCUGCUCACAGCCACUCGCGGCCGAGGCGGGCAUCGCGAUCCUGCGGGCGGGUGGAAAUGCCGCCGACGCCGUCGUCGCCAUGGCGGCCGCGCUCAACGUCACCGAGCCGGUCAACACUGGAAUCGGGGGUGACGCGUUUUCCCUCUACUGGGACGCCAAGGCGCGCACUGUGACUGCCGUGAAUGGAUCGGGACGCAGUGCCAAGGCCAUGACACUGGACAAGGCGCGCGAGUUUGGCCUCACGGGCCACCAGAUCCCAUACGACAACGUCCACGCGUGUACGGUACCGGGCGCUGCGGCGGCCAUGGUGGAUAUCCAGAAGAAGCUCGGCGGCGGCAAGCUGUCGCUCGCGGACGUGCUGCAGCCUGCCAUCUCGCUGGCCGAGGACGGGUUCGCCGUACACCAGAUGGCGUCGUUUGAGUGGCGGCAGCACGAGAACAGGCUGCUCGAGGUACAGGCCGAGUCGGGAUACCCCCACCCCAUGCUCGUCAACGGCAAGGCGCCCGUGACGGGCCAGUUCUUCUCCAACCCCCAGCUGGGCGCGUCUCUGCGCAAGCUCGGUGCUGAGGGCAAGGACGCCUUCUACAAGGGUCCCGUCGCCGAGAAGAUUGUCCAGGCCAUCUCCAGCCGAGGCGGUCUCGUCACCCUCGACGACCUCGUGGCCCACGACACCGAGUUUACCGACUCCAUAUCGUACACGUACGGCAAGGAGGAGCUCACCGUGCACGAGUGCCCGCCCAACGGCCAGGGCCUCGCCACGCUCAUUGCCCUGGGUGUGCUCGACGUCCUGCACGAGGACGGCGUGAUUGACCUCGACAGUGCCCAGGAGGGCAGCGUAGAGUGGUACCACGCCAUCAUCGAGGCGCUGCGUAUUGCGUUUGCCGACACGACAGCAUACGUCGCGGACCGCAGUGUCGUAAAGGUGCCCGUGGACCAGCUGCUGUCCAAGGCCAACCUGCGUGAACGUGCCAAGCUCUUCAACCCGCACAAGGCCACACCGGGGCUGACCAAGAGCGACUUUGUUACGGGCGGCGACACGUGCUACCUGGCUGCAGCCGACUCGGAGGGUAACGCCAUUUCUUACAUCAUGAGCAACUAUCUCGGAUUCGGCUCUGCCAUCGCCCCCGAGGGAUGUGGGUUCACGCUCCAGAACCGUGGUUGUGCCUUCAGUUUGGAUCCUGCGUCGCCCAAUGUCCUCGCGGGCAGCAAGCGUCCCUUCCACACCAUCAUCCCCGCAAUGGUCACAAGGGGCGACGAGCUAUUCGUGUCGUACGGGUGCAUGGGCGCCGUCAUGCAGCCGCAGGGCCAGGCGCUCAUCCUCCUCAACCUCCUGCAUAACGGCCGGGACCCGCAGCUCGCGCUCGACGCAAAGCGCUUCUGUAUCGGCGGCACACGGUGGCACCUCUCCUCGGCGCCGUUCUACAACGGCCCCGUGGCGCUCGAGGACGGCGUCGACCCAGAGGUCGCCGACCAGCUCGAGGCGAUGGGUCAUGAGAUUGAGCGCGUCAAGGGGGCCGACCAGCUCGUGUUUGGUAAGGGACAGGCCAUCCUGCGCACUGUCGACGCCGUUUCAGGAAAGCGUAUAUGGGCCGCUGGUACCGACUAUCGUGGCGACGGAUGUGCUGUGCCACAAAUCUAG
Molecule: messenger RNA, 1716 nt
Organism: Apiotrichum porosum
Lineage: Eukaryota; Fungi; Basidiomycota; Tremellomycetes; Trichosporonales; Trichosporonaceae
Exons: 6
Coding region: 1-1716 (571 amino acids)
Source: RefSeq, a predicted model, not a curated record